CCGUUCGCCCGGGCCGCCGCUGCGGUCCCCUGCGCUCCUCCUCGCUCGCCGCCGCACGCCCCCACCGGGCCGGCCUUUCCUCUCCGCGGCAACGGCUUCCGCCCCUCGUAGCCACGCUACCGGAGGAAACGGAAGAAGCAGCAGGCCAUGGAGGGGAACCGGGAUGAGGCGGAGAAAUGUGUCGAGAUCGCCCGGGAGGCCCUGAACGUCGGCAACCGCGAGAAGGCCCAGCGCUUCCUGCAGAAGGCCGAGAAGCUCUACCCACUGCCCUCGGCCCGCGCACUAUUGGAAAUAAUUAUGAAAAAUGGAAGCACAGCUGGAAAUAGUGCUCAUUGCCGAAAACCAUCAGGAAGUGGUGAUCAAAGCAAGCCUAAUUGCACAAAGGACAGCACAUCUGGUAGUGGUGAAGGUGGAAAAGGCUAUACCAAAGACCAAGUAGAUGGAGUUCUCAGCAUAAACAAAUGUAAAAAUUACUAUGAAGUACUUGGAGUUACGAAAGAUGCUGGUGAUGAAGAUUUGAAAAAAGCUUAUAGAAAGCUUGCUUUGAAGUUUCAUCCAGACAAAAACCAUGCACCUGGAGCAACAGAUGCUUUUAAAAAGAUUGGAAACGCUUAUGCUGUUUUAAGCAAUCCAGAAAAACGAAAACAAUAUGACCUCACAGGCAAUGAAGAACAAGCUUGUAAUCACCAAAACAAUGGGAGAUUUAAUUUCCAUAGAGGUUGUGAAGCUGAUAUAACUCCAGAAGACUUGUUUAAUAUAUUUUUUGGUGGUGGAUUUCCUUCAGGUAGUGUACAUUCAUUUUCAAAUGGACGGGCUGGUUACAGCCAUCAACAUCAACAUCAACAUAGUGGCCAUGAAAGAGAGGAAGAAAGAGGAGAUGGAGGUUUUUCUGUGUUUAUCCAGCUGAUGCCCAUUAUUGUAUUGAUCCUCGUGUCAUUAUUAAGCCAAUUGAUGGUCUCUAAUCCUCCUUAUUCCUUAUAUCCCAGAUCUGGAUCAGGGCAAACCAUUAAAAUGCAGACAGAAAAUUUGGGUGUUGUUUAUUAUGUCAACAAGGACUUUAAAAAUGAAUAUAAAGGAAUGUUACUACAGAAGGUAGAAAAGAGUGUAGAAGAAGAUUACGUGACUAAUAUUCGAAAUAACUGCUGGAAAGAAAGACAACAAAAAACAGAUAUGCAGUAUGCAGCAAAAGUGUACCGUGAUGAUCGUCUCCGAAGGAAGGCGGACGCCUUGAGCAUGGACAACUGUAAGGAAUUAGAGCGGCUGACCAGUCUUUAUAAAGGAGGAUGAACUGGAAUUUUUAUGUAUACCUUUUUUGUUUUUUCUGUAAGUUUAGUAUCAUCAUGAGAGAUGAAGAAAAAGAUUUGAUAUUAAAAACUGAGCUGUUGGUUCCCAAAUCUUGGACUGUUUAUGACCCACUGGCUCCUUUAAACAGUAAGAAUUGAAAACUAAAAUUAAUAUUUUAGUUAUGCUUCUGCAGUUAUUCUCAUUUUCAAAGCUUAUAUGAUUCCUAACCAAAAAUGUCUGGAGAGAAGACUGUCACACCUGUAGCAAUUUCCAGUUUUAGUGAUUCUCCAUUUUUCUUUCGUCAUGUAAAUAUUUAUGGAAUGAUCAUUUUGUGUACAUAAAGAUUAUUGUCUUUUAUUUAAAUUCUUUAAUGUUUAGCUCCAUGAGACACUUCAGUUUAAAUUGAUGGAAUAAAUGUUACAUGACACAAUUACAUUUUUCUUGUUGAGGUGUCAAACAGGUGGAGUUUAAACAAUGAAACUUUUUCAAAAAGAAAAAAGUAUUUAACUUUAUGUAAAAUCUUAUAGCAUUAUCAGUUUAGAGGGAAUUGAUAUUUUUAUUAUUGCUGUUAUAUUCCAAAAUAUAUAUUGAGAUAAAUGAACUGGUGUAGAGUAUCAGUUUACUAUUUAGUUUUAUGAAUUGCUAUACAUAUACAUGCAUAGAAAUGAAAAGCUAUACUGGUAGAUUUUAAGAGAAAUAUGAGGAAAUGGCUAUACGUACUAAAUUAAAAGGAUCUUCAACAGUAAAGUGCAGUUAUGCCAUUUGCAACUUAAGUAAUUAAAAGGCCCCCAGUUCAUGUAUAUAUCUUUGAAGGCUGCUAAAAUUUAUUCUUUAUAGAGGACCACCCAUUUUUCUCCCCAUGGAAAUUGCAGUUUGUUAGUGGUCAUUUAAGCAGGAUCCAAAAGUAAAUGGAUUUUUUUUUAUAAGUACUAAGAAUUAUUAUUAAAAUACAGCUUUGUGCCUUUAACCCUAUGCCAACUUUUAAACAUAUUAAGUAGAUUACAGUACACUUACUUGAUCUGUUUGGCCACAUGCAACAGUAAACAGAAAUACAGCAGCAGGUAGAAUAGUGAUUUAAAGUAAGUUGUCCUUAAAAAAUUCUGAGUUAAAAAUCUAUUCAUCAUUGAAUAAUUUUAUUAAUACUAUAGGAAUAAGCUCCUUGUAAUUAAAUCCAUAAUAAAACUAGAAAAAGAUAGAAAUUUUUUUUUGGUGCCUAUGUAUUGGAUGUAAAAGUUUUGAUUUCUUGUCUUUAACAACUGUAAUAUUUUAAUGAUUUUACUUCAUACUCAGUUAAUGGAACAUGAACAUAUCUUUGGUGGAUUUUUGGUAGCAAGAAAAUGCUAGGUAGUGGCUUUUUCCUUCUGUUUAAAGAGUUUUCUCUGAAUUUAGUUAAUUUAUGCCAUCUGUUGAAUAAAACUGCUGAAAUGAUCUCUUAAAAAUGCUCUCUUGGAACCCCUUUUCCAGGUAAAUCAGUAGAAAUUGAUUGAAUUAGGAGGUUAAAACUAAGCAACAUACUAUAUUAGGAAAACUGGACACCUUAACCAACUUGCUAAUGGAAAUGUGACCUUUAAGAGAAAAUAGCAGUGCUUGAAAGAAAAUCCAAUUUUAAAUAUUUUCUUGAACCCGCAGCGUAAGUUUUAAAAAAAAACAGCAUAGCAUUCUAAUAAAUUUGGGAAGUUCACAUGUAUCAGAAACUUCAUAAAAAUUUAAAUGAAAAUUUCAACUAUUUAUUUUUCCAGUUUUAAUGGGAAAUUUACACUAUUAUGGUUGAUAAUAAUACCAACUUACCUUUUUAUUGCCUACAUUCUUUUUCCUUAAUUCCACAUUUAAGGAGAUAAGUGAAGUUAGUUACCAAGUAAAGUAAUAUAAAGUGUAUAUCAUGAAGUCAUACAUGACUUUUGGACAGUAUUGUAUGUCAUUUGCAUUGCUGAAUUCCGUUACAUUUCAUAAAAUGUUAGGGAAGUCAUGAUUAAUAAAUAAAAUUUUCAAACUGUGGAAAGCAAUUGGUUUGAGUGUGUGACCACGUAAGCCACAAAAAUGUUAAGUAAAGAUGGAGUCCUUAAUGUCACCUAUAUCCUGGUGUAAAGGCCUAACAAAUGUCUAAGAAUUUUGGGUUAACUUUACCAAGUAAGAAGACUAGAUAUGCUGAGAUAUAAGGUGUUCAUGUUUGCUACUCUUUUUUAAUAAAAAUCUCAAUAUUUUGCCAUCUUACUUUUAACUACAUGAGUGUAGCAAUUUCAUUGCAUCAUCUUAAUCACACCUAUAAAUCCUCAGUCUUUUGAGUUUUGUUUUACUAGUUUCUCUAACUGGUAUUUUGAGUUUUGUUGUACUAGUUUCUCUAACUGGUAUAAGUUUGGCAGAGUUAUAUUUAUUACUGCUUUACAUUUUUAUCUUUAUAUAUACACACAUAUAUGUAUACAAACAUUAUUGUCCUUGUGAGGGUUUGGGGAAAAAGAAAUAGUACCUUUUCUCCUUUUGAUGUCUUAGUUCCUGAAUAGAUUGGUGCUAGUCAUUUAGUCAUUUCUAAGUUUCAGAAUUUAUUUUAAUCAAAUAAGAAAAAUGAAUUCUCAGCAAUGAAAAACGUCCAAUUAUUAUCAAUCGAGGAAGUGAAAAUAGUAUGUAUGUUGGGAACAGAUUACACUUGAAUGCUUAAGUACGUAUUUGUUUCAUAAUCACGACGUGCUUAUUUAUGAUUUACAAAGAUUUGGUGAAGAAAAGUAAUUUCCUUAAGGCAUAUAUAUUCCAUUGCAGUCAACUACUCUGCUUUUCUGUCAGCUCAGGUAGGUGUUCACAGGGGCAGGAAUGUGGAAUGCCAGCCUGUCACUUUAAUCGCACUUUUAUGCUUAAUUUUCUUCCUUUUAAAUCUUCAUUUAUACUAGUAUGUAAAAUAGUUACUGAAACAAUUACUCUUUUGAUUUCCCCUUUCCCUUUUAUUGAUCUGUAAUUAAAAAAAAAUACAGACACGUGACAUGCUAAUGUUACUUAAUGUAUUCCAACAUAUUUCAUUAAAAAAAAAAAUCUCUCACCUGUGUUAAGGUAGUGAAAUAUUUCUUGAUGUUAGGACCAAAUGAGCCAUGUUUCCAGUUAAACAAGUUUUAUGUCAGAGGACCAAGUUGUUAAAAGAAGAGAAUUUGUGCAUUUCCUUAGCUUCCCCAUUCCCAUUCGAAGCUUGGGUUCAGUACUACCCGUAUCACAUCCAUCUUCAAACAGAAUGAAGCAAACUGAAAGGAAGUUCAUAAUUUUUUUUCUUACCUAAACAGAAAAACUAAUGAAAUGGAACAGUAGAUCUGAGUUUUAAUCUUCACUAAAUAGCUGAAAACUUUGUCUGUUGGCCAUGUUGGACUACUGCCUAGUAAACAAUCCAUAAACUUCUCUGUAAGCCAGUGGAAAAAGAGUAGUCUGGCAGUAACUUCUAAAAUGUUUUUAAAUUCUAAUUUUCAAUUAUAAAGUAAAAGUAGAUAGAAUGAGGCUUUUCAAGGAAUUCUUGCACAUUUCUGUAAUAAUCUGGCAGGCACAGUCUUAGAAUUCAGGCUUCCUUUUUUGUUUCAUUACUAUUAAAUACUUUCAUAUGAAUGGGAACAUUUUUCCUCAAGAUAUUAAAAACAUACUCCUUAUAUUAAGGAUUAUAUACCACAUUUUUUAUAAACUCCCUAUGUAUAACUCUUUCCUGUUGAUAUGUGAUUCCUCUUCAUUUAAUUUGAUUAUCUGCUGGUGUUGGGGCCAAUAGAUUUGUGAAUAUCCUGUGGAUGUGUCCAUGUAUAGGUGUAUAUA
Messenger RNA from Nycticebus coucang (slow loris), 5055 nucleotides. It is a transcript of the gene DNAJB14, whose product is annotated as DnaJ heat shock protein family (Hsp40) member B14. Gene Ontology annotation, biological process: cellular response to misfolded protein. Bases 148 to 1287 code for a protein of 379 amino acids. Gene Ontology annotation, molecular function: Hsp70 protein binding. NCBI's taxonomy places the organism in Eukaryota, Metazoa, Chordata, Mammalia, Primates, Lorisidae. The transcript has 8 exons. The record is from RefSeq and is a predicted model, not a curated record. Gene Ontology annotation, cellular component: endoplasmic reticulum membrane.